AUGACGAACUCCGCGCCCAAGUUAGAUAACGCCAAGGUGGAUCGGCAGGCCUCACCGAAGGUCGGGUAUCAGUACCAGCACAACCACCAUCAUAAUCGUUCCAACAGUAAGUCGUCGCCGUUCCUGUAUAAGAACGGCCGCCACACGGUUAAAAAUGCUAAAGAUGGACGGCAGAGCUGCAGUCCGUACAACUCAUCGUCCAAGAGCGCGAGAAACUCGCCACAACAUCAGCAGCAGCAGCAACAUCAGCAGCAACAGCAGCAGCAGCAACAGCAGCAGACACCACAGCAACAACAACAACGUUGCGAGCAGCGCAGUCCGAGCAGCAGCCCGACCAACAACUUCUACGCGGGUGCCAAGUUCUCGGAAACACCGUCGCCCGCGAGCGUGCCCAAGCCGCCAAGUCAUUGGACGAGCAGAAUGAUGGAUAGCUGUCGCCAAUCGGACAGCGCAAGCGAACACACGAGACAAUUGCGUAUAGUGCUAAACGUCCAGGCCUGA
Cyphomyrmex costatus is the source of this 501-nucleotide messenger RNA. Its product is annotated as proline-rich nuclear receptor coactivator 2. The coding region runs from base 1 to 501 and encodes 166 amino acids. NCBI's taxonomy places the organism in Eukaryota, Metazoa, Arthropoda, Insecta, Hymenoptera, Formicidae. The record is from RefSeq and is a predicted model, not a curated record. The transcript has a single exon.